This is a messenger RNA of Mus musculus (house mouse), 2714 nucleotides long. RefSeq names its product spermatogenesis associated 7 (gene Spata7). The transcript is spliced from 13 exons. The record is from RefSeq and is a predicted model, not a curated record. Bases 1146 to 2576 code for a protein of 476 amino acids. NCBI's taxonomy places the organism in Eukaryota, Metazoa, Chordata, Mammalia, Rodentia, Muridae. Gene Ontology annotation, cellular component: photoreceptor outer segment; sperm midpiece; axoneme.
AAGCUUGGGGACUUGAGUUCGAAUCACAGGCAUCCAAGUUAAAAGUGCUGGCAGAAGCAGAUAUGACUCUCUUUCCGGACAGUUCACUCUGGAUAACUGCCAGGAUCCCAGAACAACAGAUUGGGACCCGUGGCCAUCCUCCCGCCGGCUGCUGGCACUUUCGGUAAGCAGGAGUGCCUGGGGGCGUGGGCGGGGCGGGGCCUAGGAGCACAGGUCCCUGUGUUGUGACGUCAUAAUCUGCAGCCGCGGAGCUCGCCCUUAGCAACCGCCCUGGCGACUGUCGCUGUGACCCUUUGCGCCCCCGCGGUCCUGGUCUUUUCCUUUUCACCUCCGCUGCGGGGGAGCUCGGCUUCAUCCCAGUAAGAACCAAGGGGAUACAACCGCGGAGGCCGCAGGAGGACUAAGCAUGGAUGGCAGCCGGAGAGUCAGAGCAACCUCUGUCCUCCCCAGAUACAGCCCUCCAUGCUUGUUUACAGGACACCUGAGCACCAAGAGCAACGCUUUUUGCACUGAUUCCUCUUCUCUCAGACUAAGCACCCUGCAGCUGGUCAAGAACCACAUGGCUAUUCACUAUAAUAAAAUCCUUUCAGCCAAAGCCGCAGUGGACUGCUCAAUUCCAGUAAGUGUGAAUACUAGCAUCAAAUACAGGAGCCUAGCAUAACUGUCCUCUGAGAGGCUCCACCCAGCAGCUGAUUGAAACAGAUGCAGAGACCACAGCCAAACACUAGACAGAGCUCAAGAAGUCUUGUGGAAGAGCUGGGGGAAGGAUUGAGGAACCUGGAGGGCACAGCAACUCCUCAGGAUGACCAACAGAGUCAAUUAGCCUGGACUCUGGGCUCCCAGAGUCUGAACCACCGACCAAGGAGCAAGCGUGGGAUGGACCUAGUCUCCUCUCCCAUAUUUGGAUUUGCAGCAGAUUUGCAGCUUAGUCUUCCUGUGGGUCCCCCAACAACUGAAGCAGGAACUUACCCACUCUGUUGCCUGCCUGUGGAUCCUGUUCCCUAACUGGGCAGCCUUGUCUGACCUUAGUGGGAGAAGAUGCAGUGACUUGAGGUGCCAGAGCGGAUGCUGACCAACAACGAAGAGAAAAACUGAGGAAGGAGUUGGCACGGUGUGAAAAGGAGUUUAAAUUAAGUAAAUCUGCUAUGCAGACCAAUUCUAAGAUGAAUUCCAAGUUCUUUGUAAAUUCUCUACAGAAGCCCUCAGGGGAACCACAAGACCAGGAUGUGUUCAUAGAAGAAAUGACAAGAUACCCAUCAUUUUCAAAGUCACUCAUCCCUUCUUCCGAGGGACUGCAUCUAAGUCUGCCUGAAUCAAGUAAGAUGCUCAUGAGUGGCACCCAGAAGCAUGCCAGCACCUCUCCAUCCAGACACUCAGGCUGUGGGCAUGGCUGCGACAGGCGGCCUCGGAGUGCCCACCAGUUCCAGGUAGCCCUCGCCAAGACCCCAAGUGGAGAUCUGUUGGAAAAGCACUCUGACCUCUUCUCUAACAAGCAGUCGCCAUUCACUCCACGAACUUUAAAAACAGAAGCAAAGUCCUUCCUGUCACAGUACCGCUACUACACACCUGCCAAAAGAAGAAAGGAUUUUUCAGAUCAGCGGAUGGAAGCUGAAACCCAAACUGAAUUAAGCAGCUUUAACUCUGAGCUUGGGACAGCUGAGAAAACGAGCUCAAAGGACUCAGAAGUGAACAUAAACCAGGUACCUAAUUACACGAGAAAUGGUGCUGAAGACAAAAUAGCUCCUUUACCCUCACAAGGACAAAACUUAGCAUGGGACAGUAUUCAAGAUGGGAUUCUGCAGCAGUCCUCAGAAAGGGCAUCCUGUAAGCUCUCCACAGAGUUUUCUCCAGACAGUAAAAUCUACUCUGAUGAAGAAGAGCUGCUGUACCUGAGUUUCAUGGAAAAUGUGACGGAUGAAAUCUUGAAACUUGGUUUAUUUUCUAACAGGUUUCUAGAGCGACUGUUUGAGCGACAUAUAAAGAAAAAUAAACAUCAUUUGGAGGAGGGAAAGAUGCGCUACCUGCUGCAUGGGCUGAAGGUUGACUUAGGCUGCAUAUCUGAGGAAGACCCAGCAAAGCAAAAACAUUUCAGAAUGUUGAAUCAACUUCAUUUUCAAAAGGCUCUGAUUUCAAGAGAAAAUGAGUUUGUAAGUGAUGAAGAAACAGUGAGUCACCACGAGCGCCAGCAGUACCAGGAGGCCCUGGACAUGCUGUCGGCUGUGCCGAAGGACGAAAACAAGAUGUUCUCUUUACCGGGCGAAUUUUUAAUACCCGCCCAUAAAGUCAAGCAUUCAGAGGGUGUUAUAAUUCAACAGGUCAAUGACGAAACAGAUAAUGAAGCCUCACCCUGGAAUGAAAACAAUCCAAGUGUUUCUGAUAGUGUAAUAGACCAGGAAACCUCUGUGGAUGUCAUUGAAGGUGACAGUGACUUUGAAAGGGCUGAGACUUCCAGGGAACUCUGUUGUCUGAGCACAUCACUGUCCCCAUCUGGUCCAUUCCCCAGCAUCAAUGGUGGCAGUAAUCAUGGUAAGGAAUUAUCGACUCUACGAAUCAUGGGAAUGAGCAUUGAAGACUGACCUCUGGAUCUACAUUAAUAAACACUCCAUGUGGCCAGUAACUCAAUAUUACUUUUCUUCUUUUUUUUUGUCCCCUUUUACAUAUUAAGAUUUCUGUAAUUUCAAUGCUAUGUAAUAAAUUACCACAAUUUUAGUGUC